This is a messenger RNA of Zootoca vivipara (common lizard), 6694 nucleotides long. It is a transcript of the gene ZNF740, whose product is annotated as zinc finger protein 740. The record is from RefSeq and is a predicted model, not a curated record. Gene Ontology annotation, cellular component: nucleus. NCBI's taxonomy places the organism in Eukaryota, Metazoa, Chordata, Lepidosauria, Squamata, Lacertidae. Gene Ontology annotation, biological process: regulation of transcription by RNA polymerase II. Gene Ontology annotation, molecular function: RNA polymerase II cis-regulatory region sequence-specific DNA binding; DNA-binding transcription factor activity, RNA polymerase II-specific.
GGGGUGGCGGCGGCGGGCGGCUGUGGAGGCCGGGAGGGCUCGGCGGCGGAGGUGCCUGGGCGCGAAUUUGCCUCCCCGGGAGAAGCGGGAGCCGAAACAGCGGGAGUGGAGCUUCAGGCUUUAUCCAAGCAACGGAGGGGGAUUGUGCAGAGGUGGAAUUCAUCUCUACUUUCUUAAUUCACAUAACCUGGUUGAAAUUAGAAGAGAAGCAGCAAUACUGUGGCAGCUGUGCUACGGUAGGAGGACUUGGCAUCCUAUCCCCAUCCUGAAGGCAGAUUUAGGUUUGGGGUAACUCAUCCACAAGAGCAGCACAGCCUGUAGCUUUCAUCAGCUUUUGACAGGGCUGGGGAAACUUUCUGUGCGCAAAUUCUGGGCACUCCCGACUCCAGAAAGAUGUCGACAAAGUGGAAGGUAUUGGACGGGACCAACGCAGAAACAAUUUACUGAAAAAUCUUUGUAGUCGUAAAAUUCUUUCCUGGGCAAGAGAGAGAGAGAAAAGCAUAAGGACUUGGCGUAAAUCUACGUAUUGAGGACUAUCAGACUAACGCGAUGGCUCAGGUAACAGGCCGGUUUUCCCAUCCUGUCCCAACAGGAAUUCAUCAUUACAGCAGGUGGCUGCAAAGUGCCCUCGGUGAUAAUCCGUUCUCCGAAACCUAAAAGCAGCUGAGCUCUCAGUGGUCUGCUCCAGUGACUAGCAUGCAUUCCCAAGCCUUCAGUGCUGGACCCUCCCUAGUCAAGGCGAGUCUCCUGGCCUGCGAGGGACUCUCUGGGGUUUGCCUCGUGCCGACGGUUGCCAGCAAGAAGAUGAUGCCGAAGCAAAGCCCUAAGCAGGUGGAGAAUGGAGAAAGGGGUGCUCCAAGCAUGCUGGGACACCACCGCAAGGAAAGCGAGAAGUCGCGCAGCCGAAAGGAGGAGGAAGCGACAGAAGGGUCUCAACCCAAAAAGUCUCAUAAAAAGCAGGUCAUGGUGAUUGAGCAGAACGGGUCGUUCCAGCUCCGAAUCCCCAAGAACUUCAUUUGCGAACACUGCUAUGGUGCGUUCCGAAGCAGUUACCAUCUCAAGAGGCACAUCCUCAUCCAUACAGGUGAGAAGCCAUUUGAGUGUGAUGUGUGCGACAUGCGCUUCAUCCAGAAAUACCACCUGGAGCGCCACAAGCGUGUGCACAGCGGGGAGAAGCCGUACCAGUGUGAGCGCUGCCUGCAGAGCUUCUCCAGGACAGACCGGCUGCUGAGACACAAACGAAUGUGCCAGGGUUGCCCGAGCAAAGCGUCUGACUCACAGCUGCUGCUUUAGGGGUAGGCCAGGAGAAAGGGGAAACUAGGAGGAGCUGCAAAGCAAACAGGAUUAUCUGUGGGUUAUUUUGUUCAUUUGUUGGGGUGGGGUGGGGUUGUGCUUGUGUUUGCCUGCUGGGCCUCCCCCUAUGGAAGGGGGCAGAGCUGAGUGGAGGCACAGACUUUCAGACAAGGUCUUGGCACUGUAAAUAAGUUGAGGACAAACCAGGGCUGGCUUCCCAGCCCCUUGUGGUUGUGGAUUAACUUUGUCUGAGUUCCUGUUUUUUGUUGGAGUUAUCACCAUUUGCCUCAGGAAAGGCUUUGUGAGAACGGCUGAACCCUCCUGCAAGACCUGAUUAUGAUGUUCGAUGCUCUCGAUUGACAGAUCUGCCAGCUCUUGCCCAGCCUUUUGGGCUUGCGAAGAUGGAAGAAGGACAGACUAAUAAUCAUUUUAAAAAUUAUUAUUAUUUUAAAAAGACAACAAUCAAGCACCAAACAGUUUUCGCAGAGCUGAGAAGCAAAAGCUGUGGAUUUAAGAGACAGGUUAGCAACAGAAGGAUUUCAAUUCCAAGGGGUCGCAUCAGAGCUUUGCCAUAACAGGAGCCUGUCUCAUUAGAGCUUUUCCAGAAGGUCUACAGAGCUUUUUAUUCUCCUGCAGGAUCCCUUUCUCGACCCUCAGGUUUCAAGAAACAAGGGCUGGUGGGGUGAUGUGUGCUCCUGGGUACCAUAAAAGCCAAACUUUCAGGUGUUCACUCCCAGUGAGCUCCCAAGAGGAGAUGCUACUGAUUGCUGGCUGGAGGGACACGUCUGGCUACUUCCAGUGAGGAGGGAUGCUUCAGACCUUUUGCAGGAAACUUGGCUCUUGCUCCCCUUCCCUUGUAUAUAUAUAUAUAUAUCCUGUAUGUGUUCAGGAUCCACCCCAUUGAACUCCGCUUCAUGUACAAUUCAUAUCUUCCUUCCUCACCCACCCCUCCAAAAAACCAACACCACCACGAGAGUCAGUGAUAGUCCAUGGUUUCAAAGUGUUCCUCUGGCAGGAGGGGACUAUAAUCCAUCUUGUGCUGCGUGGAGGAAGAUGACAAGCAGCUGUACUCGAAGCUCACAACUAUACCAAGACCAGGAUGCCCUUACUCCUUCAUAUUGGUUUCUGCUGCCUCGGCCAAAGUACUGCUAUCUGCUAUCUUAGGAAAGCCAUUGUCCGAGAGAAGCAAAGUCUGCAGUUGCUCUUGGCUGUCCCAGUUUUUGCAGGCCUUAAUUGGAGGGGGGGUCUCUUUUCAAAAGAUUCAGCCCGAUUCAGAAGAUGUGAUCCUGGCUGGUGCUGUCAUCACUGCUGGGUUGCAACAAACAGCAGCAAGUCUGCAAGGAAAGCAGGUGUCUGCAAAAUCUUGCCAUCGGUUUUGGUUCUCACACAGGGUUUGUGACUGCGUUGGGGUGUGGGGAGAGAGAGAACAGCCAGUUCAGAACUCUGCCAUUGGAACCCCUGUCUUGUGAACGGACACCUAUAUCUGAAAUCCUCCUGUGUCUUUUGUGCGAUAAACUCUUCUCCUACCCUUUCCCCAUUCUAGAGUUAACCUCUCCCAGGCUUUUGCAGGCUUCUAUUGGGUCCCACUUCCCACUCACCCCUCGCUGCAAGCCAGCUUCUGAGACAUGGAUCAGUAGAGGACUGGCUUCCUCCAUGAGGUCAUGUUGCAGAGAGAGACAGCAAGCACUUUUGAAAGUUUAAAUGUCCUGCCGAUGCAACUGGAAAGGUUUGUAAAUAGAGGUGGAAUACUUUAGAUCAAGAAGGAUUUCUCCAAAAGUACAACAAUGCUCUAGUAGUAAGUGCUGCGUGCUAGAGGCUCAAAAACACUUGUAAACUUGGAGAAAUCACCUGGUUGGUUUCUUUUAAAAUGUUCUCUGCCAUUUCCCAAGUGGCUGUCUAAAAGGCAGUGUAGCUUCUUAGACUCCCUCAUCCUCUUGCAGUCAGCCUGAACUUUUGUUGGAGCGGCCAGUGGGAGAGUUUUGUGUGCUAUGUGGUUUGUUAACACUGCUUGACGGCAUUGCAUUGCAGUGCCUACCCAGGAGUAGGCUGUCUUAAGUCGUGGAACAGAAAGCACUGUUGGAAAGGACUUCCGCCGCCAUUUGUUCUGUACUUCUACAGAGCAGGUCAUAAGUCCAGCUUUCCUGGUGCAAGAUGAGGAUUAUGCCAAAUCAUAAUGGUGCUUCCAAGACUUACUGGUUACUUCGGCUCUUGGAGCAGAGAUGGAAAGGGAGCUUUUUCAAGUCCCCCCUCUUGUGUGUGUUAGGAGAACCAGUGCUUCAUUCCCACUUCCUUUCAUUAGGUAAAUUGAACCCCCUCCCCCCCCAGUUAAAAGCUAUAAUUAGUUCAGCCCCCUUUUACUCUGCACUUCAUUGUGCUGAUUUGUUAAGUGUAACACAGUGGGAACUGUGGCUUGUUGUUUGGGUUGGGGCGAGCAAAAAGCAUUGUACAAAAAUGUUGGCUCUCUUAGAAAAUAAUAACAAUUGAGCGACCACGUGGCUUUGUGAUUUCGCUUUCCACAGAAGCAGAAAUGGGGUUGUGCAUUAGAAAAUACAUGUAGAAAUACAAUAAGUUGGGAUUCUCUCCUGGCUUCCUCCUCUCUUGUGCCGCAAUUCUAGGGCAAGAAGCACUAAGUGUUUUUAAAAAGGAAAAAUCUUCCUCUAGCAGGAAACGCCUUUUCGUUGAACACUAGGCAUUGCUGUUCUGCUCUCUUCUGGUUAAUCCUCUGGCAUUAAUCCUCCAGUAAUUCAGUAAUGCCAUGGCACUGCAAAAGUACUCAGUGUUGCGGCUUAUUUCCCCAUUCAGCAGACUGAAAAUCAUCUGGUUCUCUUGAGCAGGCUUGAUGCCAGACCCCUUUGUGUGCCAAACAGGGCAAUGACCCAUCAUUGCUUCGAUCCCUCUGAAGCGUGUGUGGCUUUUUACAGCACAAAGCUAUUUGAGGCUUGGCAGGCUAGCGUGCCACCAAAUGAGCACUCUUCAGCCUGCUUGUUAACACUUGGCCAGCGCAGCCAGCCAUUGGGUUAGCUAUCAGUCCAGCUCCUCAUUGAGCUAGCUAGCAAAGGGAAAUGCUUGUUUCUGCUCAGGCAGAUACAUGGUGAAGUGCAGAUUUGGAAAUGGCUUGCAUGAGCUGCUGUGUGGCACAUGAUCUUUGCUGUUGGGGUUCCUCUCAGAACCUGGCGAGAAUGAUGGAGGGUGCUGCUGUUGGUAUUAAAGGCAACAUAGCUAGCUGGGUGAGUUGAGUGAGUGGGAAGGAGGGUGUUUCUACUUCCCAUUGCAGCCAUCUUCCUUGUACAGUUGACACAUGGCUUAGCUUGUGGCUUAUCCAGUAGUUCAAAUCACACUUCAGUGUAUACAGAAAUGUGGCCCAGCUUGGCUCUGAAGAUUAAUUUGUUUGCAAGGUGAGCUUGCUUGUCUUUGUAAAAGUAUCCCCAGUGUUCCUCGAGUAUCCUCUAAGGAAAAUCUUUAGGGGAGAGCUUUGCAGAACUUUCAGGUGCCUUCAAGGAACAAAUUGCUUUGGGAAGUCCUGGAAAAUGGCUGUUGUGUUUUUAUGGGACUGUAGGCAAUCUCUCCUGAGGGAGUCAGAAUUAUAUAUGGUAAGGAAAACCAUGGUUAAAGCUUUUUUUCCUGAGCUUUACGACUAAAGUGUGCAACAAGUGAUGUGCUCGAAUGUCCUAAAAGACAGAACGCCUGCACACAGCGAGUUACCAUGUCAAAGUGAAAAAGUAUCAAUGUGUAAAACAUGCAACUUUCUCCUACCCUGCCUGAAAUGGUGUUAUCCAGGAAAUACUGUAUCGCAUGGCUAUGCUAGUGUGUGCAACAGGCUUGGUUGUCAUCUUCUUGGAAGCGAUACUUGAAUGACACAAGAACCCUUCUCAAGUGAAUUGAUAGCAACACCCAGGGUGAGUGAAGUCUUGCAUUUUUCACUGAUGGGAGGUGAAAUUGACUAGGAACAGAAGUGAAACUUGACCGGGAAGUGUCUGUGACUUUAAAAAUGAAAUGGUUUCAAAACAAAUCUUGUCUGUUCAUCGAGUAGCACAAAGAGGUGGUUGUGUUGAAAGAAAGUUUUAAACUUGGCAAGGGGUUCGGGAAGGCGAUGCGAACAAAUGCAGUUGGCAGGGGUUGGCAUUGUUAUGGCUAUAACAGAGAACAAAGCGGAUUUCAAGCAGGAGGAGGAGUUGCAGCGCGGAAGCAGGGCUCUGCAUAAACUCUGGUCUCUAAACACAACUUCUUCCCUUUCUGGGCAUGGGGAAAAAUCUAGUGUUUUUUGAGUGUGUGCCAUGUUGCAGUGAACCAGUGCCCACAGCCCCCCCCCCCCAGAUGUUAUUUGUACGCACAACUUCAGUGCACCGAUUGAAGCCUCCUAACAUUAACGUGCAUUUGGGAAAACUUUUAGGAGAUGCUUUCCCCCCUAACCUCUACCCAAUACCUAUUCUUCUGUAGAAGUUGAGAAACUGGCACCCCAUCAGUGGGUGUGGCUUGAAACCUGUUGAAAUUCUGGUUGUCUCACUGGUAGCUUGUGCACAAAACUCACCAGCAAAUCGUUCUGUGUCAUUUUUAAGGUACUUGACAGGCUGCCUUAGGGUGCUGUGAUAUUUGGUAGACAUACUGCUGGCCUUGAGGUUUUGGAAUUGAAGCUGCAGCCUUAACCCCACCUACCUGGGAGUAAGCCCCAUUGAAUUAAAUAGGACUUACUUCUGAGUAGACAUGGUUAAGAUUGCCCUGUUCGUUUGAGGUCAGAAGGGAAGAGGAUCUGUUCUGACUGGCUUUUUACACACUCCUUCCAUUCGUAGACAAGAGGAAGGAAGAAUACUUAGCACUUCAGGCUGAACAGAGGAUCUAUGAAUUUGUCCAUAUUGCUCCAGCCUAGUCCAGUGGCUUUUUUUUUAAUUUCCCUUCCCCCCCCUUCCCUUUAAUUCACUUAUUUUGCUAUAAGGGAGGGAAUUGGGGCAGGGUGUGUGUUACCCAUGGGCAGGAUCACUUUUAAACUGUAGUUUUUAUAAAAUGUUAUAAACUUGUAUCUUUUUACCAUUACAGUGUGGUGUCUGAUCCUUUUUUGUGACCUAUUUAGGAAUUUGGUGUGUGUGUGCUUGCUCCCCUCAGUUUCUCCAUCUCAACUCUGCCAAAAAUUCAGUUCAUUAUUACCGUCAAUGGCCAGUUACCCACAACCCACCAAACUAUUGAGAGUGCCCGAAGAGCUGAAAUAUACAAACUACUUCUCUAUUAAGUUGCCUUGCCAACAAAGGUUGGUAUUCUCUAAAAACACUUCUUUCCAGGGUUCCAAUCUGUAGCUGGAAACUGAAUUUGGUACUGUUUUGCAUGCAGAGCCUAUGACUAGUGAACUACAACCGUUGCCCAUUGGGUUCCUCAGUGCCUUCCUCCGACUUCAUUUAUAUACUAGUGGUUU